AUGUGUAAAGAGUUAUACAUGUACCACAGAUCAUGUGGCGGCGAUGGAACCAAACUCUGUAUAUGCGACAAAUCAUGUCCAUAUUACGAACCAUACUUCGCCAGUACCUGCCAUUCCGUCUGGAUGAACACCGAAGAUCCUGACAGAAGCAAGCAAUGCCGCAAAAGAGUGAUGGAUGAUGAGAGGGACAGGAAAGGUGCUAUCAUACCAGUUGCUGCGUGUCAUGGCUGUCCUGGACACAAACAUCAUAUGAAGGGUGCUGAUUUACCACAACCUGAUCCAAAUCAUCAAUCAGCAAGAGCAAAAGAAGCAGCGUAUAAGAUGGAGAAACGGGAAACUAUCAUAUCAAGGUAUAUGUUAUAG
Molecule: messenger RNA, 363 nt
Organism: Sclerotinia trifoliorum
Lineage: Eukaryota; Fungi; Ascomycota; Leotiomycetes; Helotiales; Sclerotiniaceae
Source: the annotation of a GenBank genome assembly